AUGGCGCAGGAUGUAGGCACCACAGCGUGGAAGCGGAUCUUACUUUCUACCGAAGCGAGUUACGAGGACAUAUUUCCAAUCUUUCUCAUCUAUUCUGAUGGAAUUGAACGGGUGGCUACCAAUACGUUGAGAGACAGGUUGAAUUGGGUCGGAAGUUUAUGGAAUGUACUGAAUGCCAAUCAACCUGAAGAUUCAAUCCCAAGCGUUCCUUCGGCUGACUCGAUCCUUCGACGGAUGGGGUCAGACUUCACUCAGCAUGUCCAGCCUAUUCAAACGAAUGAGUCAACACCUACAUCUCACUCGUUAGCCGUACCAAGGCAAAUCAAUGCACACUCUCGCACUCGGUCUACUGGAGACUUACCGACGGGUCGGUGGGACAGGCCUUCGCUUUCACCAAAGCCACUCAUGCGUCGAAUUUCGUCUCUCAGCAAUAUAAGUCUCUCAUCUCCGAACGAAGUGUCCAUUAGCAGAAUGGAAUCCGCUGCAUCCAGUACUAUCUCUACCCCCUCUAGGAGACACCGCACGAUCUCUCUGAGGAGCAUUGCUUCCCUCAUCACUGGUCUAACGAGUCGCGCCGAUACUCCAACACUGAGUGAGCAGUCAAAUCCGGCAAUGGUAGCGACUCCCUCACGCCUAAUCCCUGCCUCAGACCAUGUCAGUGGGAAUUCGACUCCCCUACUUUCUAAUACGACACCGGAUGCUCAACUGCCGUCAUCUCAGAAGGGAAAGUCACAUUUACUAAGGCUCGUUCAUCUCAGAAGUCACAAUCACAGCAAUCGUUCAUUCAGCGACAGCUCCAUUCCGACUCUGACAACUACCAAGAGAUCCAGUGUGUCUCUUUCUUCCUCGAGUACCCGCACUGGCCAAUUACCGUCAGAGAGUGGGCGAGUAACCGGGGCGCACUCCUUUCAUACUGCGUUUGAAGGGAAUGAAUCUUCAGGAGAUGCCUCGAACUCAGCUUACUUCUCUCUUGAUGGUUCAACGGAGCGCGCGGUGCCGGAAACGCCAACAGAUAUACCCUUCGUCACCGCAUCAUGGUUUACAUCGUCGGAUGCUUGGUUGUCGCAUUUAAGUUUGGAUGGCCCUAGUGAGCGCAAAGUGUCUGCUUCCUCUGGGCAGGGUAUGGACACGGAGUCGACUGGGUUCACUCCACUAAUCCAUCAGGAGACAACACACCUAGAUGCCCUUGAGUUGGCGGCCGAAAACGAAGCAAUCGGUGCGGGAGACCUUCAUAGCUCUACAUCGAUGCGAAGCACCUCUCCGUAUUCGAACGGCCGUCUUACUCCAUCACGUGAGCAGAGGGACGACCCGGCUAUGGUGCGAGCCACAAGUCCUAUACAAGCUCAAGAUGCUACAAUAGCGAUAAAUAACUUUUCUAUUUUGGAGCUUGAUCUUUCUCGACAGAGUCAGAUGUUCCUAGAUGGGAAUCUGCCCUCUUCUAAAGAGAGUCGGCAGUCUAGCCCGGGACGUUCGGUAUAUGCAGCAGAUAACCUGGAGCGGAAUAUAAACCCAAGCGAAACGAGAACGUACUCCCCAACCCUUGACGCAACCUCUCAGUUGGAGGAGCGAAGCGGAUUUCGAUCUGUUCCAGCUCGCGGCUCAGUGUAUGAAGCCGCCAUGGUCUCACAUCGCUCUUUCGGUGAUCCUCCUUUAUCAUCCGGAGCUCCUUCAUCGGUAUUACCUUUGAGGCCAUCGUCUGAAGGCAGAGGGAAACGAUUCAGGGUGGUACCAAAACGUGCGAAAGAACCGUCCUCAAACAGCCCUUUACGCAUGUCGAAAUCGACUAUUUCAUUCCCACGAAUUGCGGAUGCGCCCAGCCCGGCAGUAGAAGUAUCCCCAACGCCGGUUGCAGCAUCUGCCAUUUUAUCGAGAUCCGACAUCUCGACCAUGAGGGAUGAGGAGACGACUUCACCUACAAAGAGAACGGAGUCAGAUUGCGAACAGAAGAUCAAAACUCUCCUGGAGUUCAUACAAACCACACGAUCAUCUCAACUUCAAGCUUCGUCCGACAUCUCUAAUCAACUGGUGAGGAUUGAACAGCAGGUACUGGAGUUAGCCAUCCUGGUUCGGUGCAGAAACCCGCCACCGCCAUCGUCUCCACCUGCAGACGAAGAGCCGCACAUCGGUUAUUCGAGGAGGCAGGUCGUGGAGACAUCCGCACGAGCUCCCCCCAUUCGCGAAAUAACACCUCCUACAGAGGCAAUGGCACCUGAAUUGCCCACGCCAACUUCGUUUGCAUUUCCAUCGUCGCUUUUUGCUCCUACCUCCCUCUCAACAAGAACGGCGCUCAAUAAAUCCCAGGUUUCAUCAAGUUCACACAAUACCUCAGCAAUUAACUCGUGUACUAGGACAAAACCUACAGACUCUCUCCAUUUGUCACUAUUCCCCGAUCCACCAGCCCAUACGCCACGAGUCACAUCCACUUCACAAGCUAGAUCCGACUCUGAGAUGGGACUGGGCUAUGAAAUUCAUGGUCUCUUGAAUCAGCUAUCUAAUGCUGUGGAUGAGGCAACGCGGAGACAGCAUAAGAUCAACGACGCCUUGAGGGAGAUCAAAAAUCGUAGCGACCCCUACUCCAUCCCAUUGCAGGCUCCAAACAUAGCACUCAAUGAUGCCUCGCACGAGCAACACCAAGCUUUAUCGGAGAUGCUCGGAGCUGUAGGAGAGCUGACGGAUCGAGUGAAGAUCGUUUUUGACAAGGUUACAAGAAACUGCCAGCAAAAGGCGCUUUCUAUGAGCAUCGAAUCAAGUUGCACCCCAUCCCCUGAGGUUGUGUACGGAAAGAAUGUUUCGUUUGGGGCCGCAGGUAUUGCUUUUGCUGAGCAAUGUGCUGCCCCUAGAGCGCAUUCAGUCUUCCCGCCUGAAAGGUCUCCGGCCCCUCAUUUCGAAAGAUCCCCCGCCGAUGAUUGGGAGUCGUCUUGUCAAAAGCCAUCGCCUUCAGAGGGUUGCACUACUAGCAUUCCAUCUGUUCAUUCCAUGACUCGGAGCGAUCAAGGGAGAAGCAACCAAGGGGAGCCUCUAGCUGAACAACGGUCUGAGGACCACGAGACACAGCCAACCGGACGAGACGAACUGAUACAGCAAGGUAACGAACCCUCGGGCCAGUUGGUUAUUGUAAACCGCGAGCGUGCAAUCACCAGACCCUGGCACCGGAAGAGGGUGCCGUCGUCGCGAACCAGGUGGCAAAGUCAGCUUGAUCCUUUGGAAGAGGAGAAACCACCCGCAAGCAUGGUAGAAAUGGAAGACAUUGCGAGGCUUCUCGAGGAUGCUCGGUCUCACCAAGAUACAGCAGUCGUUCAACAGCAGGAAAUUGUCCGCUACCUCUCCGAACUGAAUGAGUGGCUGGCAAGGGAUGUCGCGGGGCGGCAGCAAGGGUAUCGCAAUCUCGAGUAUGGCUUGGACAGUAUUAAUGGGCUUAUUGGCUUCCAGGAGAUGCAUUCCGCUCCAACGAUACCGCAACCUGUUGUACAUCCUGGUUUUGGGCCACAGCCUAUCUCAGGCAAUUCUACUGUUAAUGGAGACGACGACACAUCUACGAUUGUUCCUCCAACCCCGAUCUUGAUGAGACCAGCGCCGAAUAUACCAGUCACUGCCCGACUCCCUACUGAUUCACAGACCAGUCAGGGUUUUCCAAGAAGUCACGAAGCCGCAGCAUUCCAUGCUGCGCCAAUGACAGUGCAGCUGCCCAAUAUGCCUGUGGGGGCACCAUACAUUGAUGGUCGCCUCAGGACUACAGGCCCUGUCACCCUGGAUUCAGUACCCCAAACUGAGUUGCCUCCCAGGACAGGUGGGAAUUCAGUGAUGCCUGCUCUACCCAGCGGAACGACUGGCACCCUUGUUGGUGGAGAUAUUCGAGCACUAGCUGUGUCCUCUAAUCAAGUGGCGCAAAGCACGAAGCCUCAGGUUGUCACUCCUCCAACUCUGCCCACAGUCAUUGUCGCCAGUCCAUCAGAUGCAGCGCAUUCUGAUAAAGUUCAAAUUGUCGCCAUUGAAGGAAGUGAGCAAAUGACUGGGCUUCACACAUCGGUCAAGUUACCGCAGCCGCAAGUGGGGAAUGAAGGCUCUGCGUUGGGUACUGGCUUGACGUGGCCAAUUCUGCGAUCGACGUUACCAAGUCCAAAGAGGCGUCGCGUCCCAAUUUCAGGGCUUCCUAUAGGUCGACUUGCUCGAACAGAGCCAUCUUACGAGCUGUCAUCCAGUGUAGGAAGAACCUCAGAGCUGUUACACGGUUCACUUCCGUCUCGUUUUCUUCAUACUCAGUCGGCGAAUACGUCAAGUCCCCUCCCGGUUGCUCCGAGUCACGAAGAUACUUCCCACACCCCCUCGAACUCGAAUCGGUUGCAUAUCGUCAAGAGAAAGCCAGUAACUUACAGGCGCGAAUCUCCUCAAGAUUAUUUGGAUGAAGAUGCGCCAUACCUUGUUCCGAGACACACUCAGUCGCUCCGUCCAUGCUCGGAGGUGUAUAAACGAAGGCUUUCAGCUAGCCCUCGACGCAUCGUAGUGUCACCAGGUUUUCUUUCACCAGAACCACAGAACUCGCCCACCAACAGAACUGUGAGUCUACAAGCUCCGUUACAAGCUACGACUGGUUUGAUGCAGCGACCCCUACGUGCAUUCGAUCAAAAUGGGGGGCCGACGGCAAUGCCUUCAUACGAGCCGACAACGGGGAGGACGGCAAUCAGUAUUCCAGACCUGAGAAGCCUCCUGAACUCACCCAUAUAUCUUCAUCACAAUGCGCCAAUAAUCCCUUCUCCUGCAUCAUUACGAGAUAACCCACAUCUUCCCUACGCAUCAUCCAUGCGCUCGCAUCGUGUGGAUAGAGUCGAACAGCCGGAACCAGCCAUCACGCGAGUGUCUCCAUCGACUGACAGGGGGGUUAGAAGGUCUUCAAAUCGCGCUCCAUGUCCUGACCAAAAGGAAUACGCAAACACAACGACCCAACCUAGUCAACAGACCCCUGCAGAGGUUAUCCCUUCCGGACUGGUACCUACGAUCCAUUCGCAUACUCUGCCGCGCACUACGUUUGCAGGAGUCAGACGUAUGGAUCAGCCGCACAGCAUCAUUAUCAGAAGUUCCACAAGGUCAGCUCCCGAGCUCAUGGAGUAUGUAGAACCAUCUCCAAGGCCAGCACAGUCUCCCACGGCUCUGAGUCCUCCAGUCACUGCUCAAGGAGGAAAUGUACCGAGACUGAUGCACAAGACAGAAGGUGGGGAUACCUCUCUACAUCGAGCUCGCUCUUCUUCCCGAGAUCACGGUUCAACUGUGGCAGCCAGUGAAAAGGUUGCUCCCCGAAUCGCCAUUCCCAUUGCGAGUCUUCCGGUUACAAACGGCGAAGUUCAACAUCAUCCAUCACCCUCAGCACGAAACAUUCCCCAAGAUCAACACCCUGGCGCAUAUAGCACAUCAGGGCUUGCACAAUCUCAUGAUCGCGCCAAUUUGUUGCCAACGAGCACCUCUGAAAGUUUGGAUGUACGAAGUCGCCUGGAGGUGAAUGACCCCCGAACGCCGACGACUCAUCAGAACCAGGUGGCUAGGAGAGUACCCAGCAGUCAACCGAGACUGGCCAGACCGCCUCAAACCGAUAGUCUCGCAGUCGGGGUAACAAAUAACUCCAAGGUUGGGCCAUCGCGUUCGUUUAAAAGUCCAAUCAUUGAAUGGCCUCCUGAGUCUCGCACGACACCUACGCCGGGAAAGAAUCAGCAAGCUUCAGGAUCAGUCCUGGUCGAUCAUUUAACAAAUAAUCAAGAACUACAAAAUCUUAUACAGCUGAUGCAGGACGACAAACGCGAAAGACAACGAGCCGCUGCGGAGUGCGAAGCUCAUCGUGCAGAACUCGAGCGAGAACGGGUGAGGGCACGCGAGUUGGAGCUGGAGAUCGAAGCUACCAAGAGAUCUAUCGAUGAACUCCGCCAAGAAAGAGAGGCAAAGGAGAUGGCACAUCAGGCUUCAUUUAACGCUUUAAAGACCUCAACAAAAUCCAUCAAGGUCAAAAUAAAUGAUAUAGACGUGCAAAUGGAUACUUGUCGUGGUGCACGCCAAACGCGAGAGGAGCAGAGAGACCGAGAAGACAUAAUGGACGCGCUCUACUGGGAUUCCUCUCGACGAUUAGACGCAGACAUCUUAGUACAAUGGAAACGCUUGUCAAUGGUCAUCAUGACGCACAGAAGCGGCGAGCCGACAGGCGAGCGGUCCUUGAAGAGCAAGAAGAACCUUCGGGAACAGAACGAACUGCAGAAAAGGAUGAUCCAAGAUUUGAUGAGAGACACCGCUGCACAGAAUAUGACUCAGACGUCAAAACUCUUGACAGAGUUUGAGCGUGCGUCCUCGAAGCGGGUGGAGGUCAACGUCCACGAUGCAAGUGACAUUGAUAGAAUACGCUCUGCCCUAUUCACCAUUUCACAAUCUUACUUGGGGAAGUGGGGAAUCUACGAGAACAUAGGAGAAAUCUGCAGCAUGAAAUUGGUUGCUUGCUUUGUUUCCGCAGCAAGAUGGAGCCUGGAGGAGAAUUCGAUCCUGCUUGGGAUCCUCUUGCCCGACAUACAUGUAAUCACGCUCAACCUGAGCCUCACACUAGAUCGCCCAGUCAUGAGGUGCCUCCGCCAUUUUUUUGUUGAGGCUGUCGCGAGCGGAUCCAAGUUUGCGGCCCACAUGCUACGGUCCCUUCGACGCAUCUCUACCUCUCUCCUCGUCAGGCGAAAUCUUGCAACUAUGGGUGGCGGCGAACUUACAGGUUCUACAAACACGACCGCACGAUUGACGGCUCUGCGAGCGUUGAUGAAACAGGAGGCGAAUGUGGACGCAUAUGUUGUUCCAAGCGAGGAUCAGCACGGUUCAGAGUACCUUGCGGCUUGCGACGAGCGUAGGCCGUUCAUUUCAGGCUUUACAGGUUCUGCAGGGACCGCGAUCGUCCUCCAGGACUCAGCAAUGCUCUUCACUGACGGGCGAUACUUUUUGCAAGCACGGCAGCAGAUGGACGACAAUUGGAAGUUGAUGAAGCAGGGCCUUCCCGACGUACCCACAUGGCAAGAAUACCUCACAAAGCAUCUUCCUCCAAAGUCGCGCAUUGGUUUUGACCCGACACUGAUUUCAAUCGGUGAUGCCAAAGCCCUCGAAAAGGAUCUCAAGGACCGAGAAUCUGAACUUGUCCCGACGGGCAACCUUGUGGAUGAAGUUUGGGGCAAAGAUAGACCACCACGCCCAGCAAAUGAAGUAUUUCUACUUGAAGAAAAGUAUUCGGGACAAUCUACCAAGGAUAAACUAGCCAAUAUUCGGAAAGAACUCGACAAGAAAAAGGCAACCGCUACCAUAAUCUCUCAAUUGGAUGAAGUGGCAUGGCUCUUCAACCUUCGUGGCUCCGACAUCCCUUUCAAUCCUGUCUUCUUUGCGUAUGCAACUAUUACGCCGUCGAGCGCGACCCUGUACAUCGCAAAGGAGAAGUUGAACAAAGAUGCACUGGCCGCACUGGAAGCCGACAAGAUUGAGAUCAAGCCUUACGAGUCAAUAAUUGAAUCACUUCAGGUAUCACCAUUGGCAGCCAAGGAUGAAGACAAAAUCCUUGUCGGUGGCAAGACAAGCCUGGCCGUUGUCAAUGCAGUUGGGAAAGACAAGGUCAUCGUGGAUCGGCAACCCGCGACGGACCUAAAGUCUCUCAAGAAUGAAAUUGAGGUCGAAGGAUUCCGCCAGUCUCAUAUUCGAGACGGCGCUGCACUAGCUCGAUACUUUUCUUGGCUGGAACAGCAACUUCAGUCAGGAGCGAAGAUAUCGGAAAGUGAAGGGGCAGAUAAACUCGAAGAGUACAGGAAGCGACUGGAUCUGUUUAUGGGCCUUUCCUUUCCGACAAUUUCUUCUACGGGUCCCAACGGAGCGAUCAUCCACUACCAACCUGACCCAAAGGACUGCGCGACCAUUCGUCAAGAUCAGAUCUACUUGUGUGAUUCAGGCGCCCAGUUCAAAGACGGGACCACGGACGUUACACGGACCUGGCACUUUGGUGAACCUAAGCCAGAGGAGAUCCGAGCUUUCACUCGAGUUCUUCAGGGACACAUUUGCAUCGACUCUACUAUCGUACCGGAAGGUACCUCGGGGUUCAUCAUCGACUCAUUCGCAAGACGCGCCCUAUGGCAAGAUGGGCUCGACUAUCGGCAUGGAACCGGGCACGGUGUUGGCCACUUCCUUUGCGUUCAUGAGGGCCCACAGGGCAUUGGAAAGAGAAUCACGUAUAAUGACACCCCUCUCAAGCCAGGCAUGACGCUUUCGAACGGCAUGUAUACCUAUCCAUUGCAUUUAUACCUGACUAACGGAGGAACAGAGCCUGGAUAUUACGCAGAUGGCAAGUUUGGCAUUCGCAUUGAAAGUAUCGUUGUCGUCAAGAAGGUAGACACCCCCAACCGAUUUGGGGAUGUCGAUUAUCUCGGAUUCGAGCGAGUGACGAUGUGCCCCAUUCAUCGCAAACUGAUCGACAAGUCGCUACUUACCCCUGAGGAGCUUAAAUGGGUCAAUGCAUAUCAUGCGGAGGUACUCGCAAAAGUAGGGCCGUUGUUGAGUGGAAAGAACGAGGACGACCUUCGAGCCAAGGCGUGGCUGGAGCGGGAAUGCAAACCCCUCUAG
This is a messenger RNA of Serendipita indica DSM 11827, 8607 nucleotides long. Lineage: Eukaryota; Fungi; Basidiomycota; Agaricomycetes; Sebacinales; Serendipitaceae. The record is from the annotation of a GenBank genome assembly.